GAAGGGCUUUCGUGCUCUGCGUGUCCUUCGAGGGGUGGCGCUUUCUUUGCGGCGGCAAGAUGGCGUCUUCCGGCGCGCUGCUGAAAGUGUGGAGACACCGGCUAAGUUUGGGGGUGCCCGGACGCAGGAAUUUCUGGGAAGGAGAGAAGAAACAAGAUCAGCCAAUAGUAGUGGAACCUGUGAAAAAUGUUUGCCCUCCUCCACGAAGUAAAAAAUACCUUCCUCCUGAAUAUCUCCAGAAUCAUCUAGAAUCUCGUGUGAGAGAGAUUUGGGGGUCCUCAGUUUCGAGUGACUGGCAGAGGACAUCCCUAGCAGACAUCAGUUUAAAGUAUCAACUGUUGGCACAAAUGGCAGCAGAUCUGGACCACACAGUCCCCAAUAACCAGCUCCAUCAAAUGAAGAGUGUUGAAGAUGUCCUGGCUUUCUACAGUACACCUGUAAAAGACAUUUCAAAGUUAGAUGAAUUGGGCAUGCAAGAGCUUCCAUCGAAUCUGAGGAUCAAUUGGGAGUAUGAAUGAAAACAACAGAAAGUAUUGAUGUGAUUUGUCAUCAAUAAAACAGCAUCCGCGUGUGCAGAUAAAACUUGUUUUUGUUUUCCCAAGUUUCCAAAUAAUGUUUCUUACCUCCCUGCAAAUAAUAGUAAUACAGUAAUCCAUCCAAGCAAAUAAUUCAUGUGUGCUUUUUUUUUUUUUUUUUUUUUGUGAGACAAAGGAUUUUUUUUCCCCAGGCUGUUCUUCAUUGGAGGCUAUGGAUAUCGAAAAAUAUUUGAGACUUGAUUUUCCUCCUCUUCUGUUUACCUUCAUUUAUCCUGCAUUUGUUCAUCAAGAGAAGUUCUUAUGUUGGUCAUAUAUAAAAUGGUGUCGCGGCAGCAAUUGAUUUAAUCUAUUAAACAUUGGAGUCCUCUCAGAUAGCAAACUUCUGUUAAUUGAAUCUUAACCAUGUAAGACAGAUGUGAAUACCGGUUUCUUUCAUCUGCAUCAAUGAAUUUUAUUUGCUGUAUUCAGUAUAAAAGUAACAUAAUAAAGAAGACAGAUUUCUUUUUAUGACAUUAGAAAAAUUG
Messenger RNA from Crotalus tigris (Tiger rattlesnake), 1060 nucleotides. RefSeq names its product mitochondrial ribosomal protein L50 (gene MRPL50). The transcript has 2 exons. NCBI's taxonomy places the organism in Eukaryota, Metazoa, Chordata, Lepidosauria, Squamata, Viperidae. Gene Ontology annotation, cellular component: mitochondrial large ribosomal subunit; mitochondrion. The record is from RefSeq and is a predicted model, not a curated record. The coding region runs from base 60 to 518 and encodes 152 amino acids.